Messenger RNA from Nematolebias whitei (Rio pearlfish), 999 nucleotides. RefSeq lists its product as uncharacterized. Lineage: Eukaryota; Metazoa; Chordata; Actinopteri; Cyprinodontiformes; Rivulidae. The record is from RefSeq and is a predicted model, not a curated record. Gene Ontology annotation, molecular function: molecular adaptor activity. The transcript has 3 exons. Gene Ontology annotation, cellular component: caveola. Gene Ontology annotation, biological process: caveola assembly. The coding region runs from base 90 to 656 and encodes 188 amino acids.
GUCCAGUCAGAGGCCUCGAUGUGUGCUGCUACUGAAGUGACCAUCACCCUGUGUGCUCCUUUUGUCUUUUCUUUACUUCACCCGCUCUAAUGGGCUCCAUGAAGAAAGGGGAAGAUUCUGAAGAGGUGGAGAUCGAUUUGGGGGACUCCAGUGACCCUGAAGAAUUUGAAACUGAGGAGGAACCGCACAUGCUGUGGAAAGCCCAGGCUUCUGUGGAAGAAGAGGAAAACAUUCACACGUCCACACUGGUGGAAAUCAGUGAUACCAAACCUCUGAUUACUGCCAGAGACCCCCGAGGUAUAAACGACUGCCUCAAGGUGACGUUUGAGGAUGUGAUAGCUGAGCCGGUGUCAGUCCGCAGUGGAGACAGAGUGUGGAUCUGGAGCCAUGCCUUGUUCGAGGUGUGCAAGGUCUGGAUUUACAGGAUAGUUUCAGUCCUUUUGGCCAUUCCCAUGUCAGUUCUGUCUGGACUGCUGUUCGCCAUCCUCAACUGCUUCCACGUUUGGCUGGUCAGUCCUUGUAUCCAGUGUGUCUUCAUCGGUACUCGCUGGCUGCAGAGCGUCUGGAGCAUCGUGCUGGGCGUCUUCAUGACUCCUCUCCUCCUGAGUGCAGGGAAAUGUUACAGAGGCUUCAGCGUGCAUGUGGCCAAAGAAUGACAUGUUGACUCAGGAGAAGCACGUCUAAAGUGCAUUUCUUCAUGACGUGGACACAAACGCAGUUCUGCUCAUGUGGACUGAGCAAAGCAAGGAUUUGAUUUUUGAUUACUCAUAGAAUCUGGGGUUACAAUACGUAACCAACAUUUUAUUUCCCUGCCAGGCUUUUACUUUAUAGUAAAUACUUAUGUGAAAAAUGUUUUAUUUAAUAUUUAUUUGAAGUUGGUAUGGUUGCGGAACAUAUAAGUUGUUAGUGUCUUACCUGCAGCAGAUAACAAUUAUAGGGCUCUUGGUUUAUUUAGGAUAUCAGACUGAGGUGUCAAGAUAAAAAAUUUCCACACAGGCA